AGCAGCAGAACGCACUGUGCUCGAGAUCUCUCUGGUCGAGCAGGGGGGCAGGAGGCCAGCCAUCGAUUCAGCGAGCGCUAGAUUCCAUUCUCUUCUUUACCCGACGCCGGUCUAAAAGGAGGGCGCCAUUUUUGAGCUGGUUCGGUGCUCCGACGCGGCCGUCAAAAGCAACGGAGAAACCGAGGGGACAGCAGCCAUCCUCUGUUCGGACCAACGACGCGCAGUUCGAAACUGGAACGGGAGCUGCUUGCUGUCUCGCCAAGUAGCGAGGAGUUCUCGGCUUCUCGCUCGCCAAGUUGUGUGCCUCCCUCUCGUCUGCUGAGUCAAUGCUCAGUGCCCCAACUGGCCAACUGCAACCUGCAAGCCUGUAACCGCCACUGUCCAGACUCCAGAGUCGACUCGUUCCGCACAAAGGCAACCGGGGCAUGGUACUUGUCUAGCUAGAAACGGCGGCUACCCUUUACCUGCUCCUGCUCCUCCUGCCUCCUUGCAGUCCACAGUCCGAGCGUUCUCUCUCCCGUCCGGCGAGCACCCAGCUACUCUGGUACGGCGCUGCUCUCUCUCUCUCUCUCUUCUCUCCAUAUGCUGAGGUCAGUGUCCGGCUCCAACUCCUCGAGGGGCAUCGCCGCCGUGGUCGGCGUCGGCCCCCGGCUCGGCUCCGCGGUGGCGCGCAAGUUCGCCUCCAUGGGCUACACCAUCGCCAUCCUCUCCCGCGACCUCGAGAAGCUGUCGCAGCUGGCGGAGGAGAUCGCGCAGGAGGCCAAGGCGCAGGUGUUCGCGCUCCGGGUGGACUGCGCCGACGCCCGGUCCGUGCGCGAAGCCUUCGAGGGCGUCCUCUCCCUCGGCCCCGUCGAGGUGCUCGUCUACAACGCCUGCGAGCCCCCCGCCGACGACGCCGCGCCGCCGCGCCCCACGCCCUUCCUCGCCGUCACGCCCGACGCCUUCCACCGCUCGCUCGCCGUCUCCGCCGCCGGGGCCUUCCACUGCGCGCAACAGGUCAUCCCGGGGAUGGUGGAGCGGGGCAGGGGCACCAUCAUCUUCACGGGCUCCUCGGCGUCCGUCACCGGCUUCGCCGGCUACUCCGAUCUAAGCUGCGGCAAGUUUGCCCUUCGGGGUUUGUCCCAGUCGCUGGCCAGGGAGUUCCAGCCGGCGGGUGUGCACAUUGCGCAUGUGAUCAUCGACGGCGUCAUCGGCGAGAGGAGGUCGCCGAGGAGCAGCAGGGCAGGUGGCGCUGGCGACCCGGCGGCGGCGGCGACGGGCGCGGGCGCGGACCCGGACGCGGUGGCGCAGAGCUACUGGCACGUCCACGCCCAGGACAAGAGCGCGUGGACGCAAGAGAUGGACAUCAGGUCGUCGUCCUUCAUGUAGCAGCAGCAGCAGCAGCCAGCAACGACGGCUAGCCGGCCGGCCGGCCGGAUCAGCCCCGGCCGCGCGUCCCCGUCGUGCUGUACUCAUCGUCAUUGCCAUUGUGUGUGUGCGCGGCUGCGGGCCGGGAAUCGUGUCCCCGUUCCGCGUCGCACGUUUGCUCCGCUUGCCUAGCUGUAGCUUUUAGUGUGAUGCCCGCGGGGUCCGGUCGAUGCGCGGGGGGGUAUUGCGGCCGAAAGCAACGGCGGCCCGGCUCCCGCGCACGUCGCCGUCCGAUCCCCCCUCCCCUCCUGUCCCGAUCGCCGCCGGCGGCGAUCCCGGCCGGCCUGCAAGUUCAUGCAUGUGAUUGUGCCCCCAUCUUGCUCAUGUGUACGAGUUAUAGUGUGUGCGUGUGAUGAUUGCAAGCUACCUGCAUCUGAUUCCGAGCUCGUAGGGCUUGUUUGGUUGGAGUCCUGGACAACUGCCUGAGAAAAAAUGUUGCCUGAGAGGAGCCUGAAAAGUUCAUGGUUUUUCUUGGUCAGGCAAGUAUGUAGAAAGUAUGUUUGGUUGGUGCCUGAGCAUGCUAAUAAGAAGAAAAAUACACAAUAUAAAUGUGUUUUGUGAUAUGUAUAAAUAUAUUUUUUUGAUUCACGGACAUAUAUUAUUUAGCUCA
Molecule: messenger RNA, 2017 nt
Organism: Setaria italica (foxtail millet)
Lineage: Eukaryota; Viridiplantae; Streptophyta; Magnoliopsida; Poales; Poaceae
Exons: 5
Coding region: 583-1368 (261 amino acids)
Source: RefSeq, a predicted model, not a curated record